This is a messenger RNA of Dictyostelium purpureum, 2076 nucleotides long. RefSeq lists its product as uncharacterized. Lineage: Eukaryota; Evosea; Eumycetozoa; Dictyosteliales; Dictyosteliaceae. The coding region runs from base 460 to 1842 and encodes 460 amino acids. The record is from RefSeq and is a predicted model, not a curated record. The transcript has a single exon.
AUAAUAUUAAAUUUUUUUUUUUUUUAUUUUUUUUUUUAAAAUAUUUAAAAAUAAAAUUAUACAGCAUUUAUUUUAAUUAUUUCAAACUGUGUAUCAAAUAAAUAAUAUAAUUAAUAAACACACACAACAUAUUAUUAAAUAAUUAUUUUUUAAAUUUUAAAUUUAUUUUAUUUAAUAACCAAAUUUUUUUUUUUUUCCAAUUUAUUCAUUUUAUUUAUUCAUUUAAAAAUAUUUAAUAUUAUAUAUAUAAAAAAAAAAUAAUAAUAACCAUAUAUAAAAAAAUAAUAUAUAUAAAUAUAUAUAUAAAUAAUAUAUAUUAAUAGAAAUAGUUUAUUAAUAGAUUAUUAAUCAUCUAAUUUUUUUUAAAUUAAAAAAAAAUUUUAUUGUAUUUAAAAAACUCAAACUCACACACACAUUUAAUAAGAAUAUCACAUAAUUUAAAUAAUCAUAUAAAAUAAAAUGUAUAAUAAUUGUAAUAGUAUUAAUAAUAAUAAUUGUGGUGAUAAAUUUUUAAAUAAUAUAUUUAGAAAUGUUUAUAUAAAUAAAUUAAUAUUUUCGCAUGUAAAGCAAUUUAAUAGAGUAGACAAGUUAACAUCAUUUAAUAAUAGAAAAUUUUUUAAUGGUGCAAUUAAUUAUAAUACUAGAUUUAAAGAGUUUUCAGUUAAAUCAUUAUUAGAAUAUGAAAAUAGAGAUUAUAUAAAGAACUUAACCAUCAAAUCAAAUAAUUAUAAAUCUAAACAAGAAACAAUCUAUCAAGACGAUGACGAUGACGAAUUCUCAAUCGAACAAGAAGAUGAAGUAGAUUAUAUAAAUAUUCCAGUUGGAUUAAUUCCAAGAUUUGUUGAAAAUUUAGAAAUCGAUAAAGAAGGUUUUGUUUUAUACCCACAAGUUAUUCCAGAUUCAGUUAAAAUAUUGAAGCUCAUCGGUAAUCAAAUGUUAAUGCCAGGUUCCAUUCCAUCAUCAGUCAAAACUUUAAUAAUUAUAAAUAGUAAACAAAUGUUAGUACCUGGAGUCAUUCCUUCAUCAGUAGUAGAUUUAAAGAUUUUUUCAUCCGACCAACCAAUUCUUUUAAAUUCAAUUCCAUCAUCAGUAGAAUACUUAGAGUAUGAGAAUAACCAUCCAGUAUUUGCUGGUAUUUUACCAUCAUCCAUCAAGAAGAUUAAAUUUGGACCAUCAUUUAAUCAAGAUUUAGUAAGAGGUUUCAUUCCAAACUCUGUUGUUGAAAUCGAUUUCUCUCAUUGUGUUGGAAAGUUUAAUAAACCAUUGAUGCCAAAUGUAAUUCCAUCAUCUGUAAAGAAAAUUUUUAUGUCUAAAGACUUUAACCAACAAUUAGUAAAGGGAUCUUUACCAUCUAGUUUAGAAGAGAUCUAUUUCUGUAGCUUUAACCAACCAUUAACCAUCGAAUCAAUCCCAUAUGGUGUUAAAUUAUUAGACCUUGGUUAUGAUUUUGACCAACCAUUAGUACCAGGUUGUCUCCCAUCAUCAAUCCUCGAAUUAGGUAUUUCCGUUCAAUUUAACCAACCAUUAUUACCAGGAUCUUUACCAAGUCAGCUCCAAUCUAUCGAAUUUGGUUCAAAAUUUAACCAACAAAUACCACUCGAUUGUCUCCCAAGUACACUCUCCUCUAUCAAAUUUGGUGAUGACUUUAACCAACCCAUCUUACCAUUUUCUUUACCAGCCAAUUUAAUUUCCUUGGACUUAGGCUUCUCUUUCGAUCACCCAUUAGAAGCUAAUGUUAUUCCAUCAAAAUGUGAAGAAUUGUAUUUUAGCAACAACUACAACCAAAAUUUUAUUAUUCCAUCGACAUGUACAAUUGAAUAUUUAAAUACCAAUAACAAUUAAACCAAUUUAAUUUAUUAUUUCAACCUCUUUUAUUAACCACCCAACAACAAAUCAUUAUAUUUAUUUAUUUAUUUAAUAUUAUUUAAUUUAUUUAUUUUAAAAAAUCAAUAUUAUCGACACAAUUAAUUUAAAAAAAAAAACAAAAAAAAAAUUUAAUAAAACUAAAAUAAUUGUAUAUUUUUUAAAAGUAUAAAUAAAAUUAAAUAUUUUAAUUUUAUUUAUAUAGUUUUAAUU